Pungitius pungitius (ninespine stickleback) is the source of this 2491-nucleotide messenger RNA. RefSeq names its product chromosome 6 C15orf61 homolog (gene c6h15orf61). The transcript has 2 exons. NCBI's taxonomy places the organism in Eukaryota, Metazoa, Chordata, Actinopteri, Perciformes, Gasterosteidae. The coding region runs from base 394 to 864 and encodes 156 amino acids. The record is from RefSeq and is a predicted model, not a curated record.
GCGCUGUGUUUCUGACCGGAUGAAUCCAGCAGGAGCACCAGGUCAGAGCGAACAACCUUUACCAUCACAAAAGUUCUUUAGUGGAAGCGCUUUUGAAACGUCCCUUUGACUCGUGUGUGUGUGUGUGUGUUUAGUGUGUGAAUCCGGACAUGUAGCGGGGCAAAAAUCAGCAGAAACCACAUCGUUUAGCUCACCAGCACGGACUGGUUUGCUAACUUUAGCUCUCGUUACUCGCUCGUGCGUAUUUGCCCCCGCUUCAACGGAACCGCGCAUGCAGCACGUUUCGCUUUUGCACAUCAGCUGAUUUAAAACGUCUGUAGAUGUCAUCCGUGGUUAGUCGGAGCUCUGUGCGCGAGUAGUGUGCCUUCAGUCCAGGUGAAACGCACACCAGUUAUGAAGGGGCUUUUGAGGAAGAUGCACAGCAUCUUUCUAAAGAUCGCCCUCUUCCCGAGCACGUGGGGCAACGCGGGGCCUCGGGCAGCCGCCUCGGAGGUGCUGACCUGCCACCUGCUGCAGCGCAAGCUCCCGCCGUGGACUUCGUACUGUGUCCGCUACAGCUCCGUUCACAAUGACCAGUUCGGACUGUCCAACUUUAACUGGAGGGUCCAGGGAUCCAACUACCACAUACUGAGAACCGGCUGUUUCCCCUUUAUAAAAUACCACUGCUCCAAAGCUCCUCCACACAACCUGGACUUUGAGGACACAUUUUUCACCAUUUUGAAAGUUAUUAAUCUGGGCAUCCCUUGUUUGGCCUAUGGCCUCGGCUGCUGGAUGGUGGUGGGAGCUGCAGAAACAGUGCAGACGAGUGUCGGACCAGUCACAGUCUAUUUUGCCUACAAAGAAGACGAAGGCGCACAGUACUGAACCAUGAAUACGAUUCUUUUUAGUGUAUUUGCAAUGUGUGAUUUUUGCAAAACGGUUCAACUGUUCUGGUGGGCUUAUGGCCCAUCCAUUGUCACUAGUGCUCCUAUUGUCUGACUGCCCAGGUGUAUUUGUGUUUAGUUAUUUAAGAUUGAAGAGUUGCAGUUGAGCCACUAAUGCACGUUGUUAAACUGACACCCAAUACUUAGUGUUGUUUUCAGAAAGCAAACUUCAACAUUUGACGGAAAGUUAAGGACUUUUCAAGCAAUCCAUCAUUUGUCUCAACACUGGAUGUUUUGUAAGCGAUGUUAAUGAACGUUGUAUCUGCCUCCAGUGCACACGUCUUGAGAGUACAUGCGUUGUAAAAGUACAUAUUUCGCAACAAAUAUUAAAGGGUGUUACAUGACUGAUGAAUGGUUUUACUGCAAAAUAGACUAAACACCCGUCUGGCUCAUAAGGGUCAGAAAGCUUCUCAAGAUUUUGUAUUCCUUCCUGUUCAAAACAAUUCUCUACAUUAGAUAUUAAGUUGAUACCGAGUGGAAUUGUUUAUUUUACCCCACCAAGUCUUUUGCUUCAUUUUGUGGAACAGGAUUUAAAUAACCCUGGCUCAUUUAUUUAAAGGUACAUUAGUAAUCACUCUGCAUGCAACAGAUUGUCGAUAGUGGUGGAGUAAAACCAGUGACGAGACAGGUCUGAUAAAAUAGGUUUUAAUUACCAAAGUGUGGCGUUUGAAUAGAGACAUGUACACCCUUCCCUCUGGGCCGUCACUGGCCUUUGAUUUCUGGUAAUGUGCUUUGCUGACAGCGCACACUUACUUCUGCUGCCGAGUCCUGCUCCCUCUGAGAGGCAGGCUGACAAACUACCAUAUUGAUUUCUUCACUCCCAAGCAUCUCCUACUAAUAGCAUUUAUCAAGGACCUCAAUUUUCUGUCCGUGUCCUCUUCAUUUUCGGCAACAAAGAAGCCGAACGAAUAAUUUCUGGUUUUACAUGUAAAUCAAUGCACCUUUUGACCUUUUUUGCACUUGAAGGCUCCGAUCUCCGAUCCAACCCUCAUGCGGAAUUCAUUGCGCGAAACCCUCUGAAACAGCAGGAUGACACCACACUAUCUCUUAAUCAUACUAAUUGCCUUAAACAUGGAACAUUUAGACACACUUAUGGAAAUCUGAUCCAUAGUAUCAGGCUGCACUUAAAUCCCCCUUCUUUUAUUUCCAACCUUUCAUCAGGACUGAAAAUGUGCAUGUGGAAUGCUCAGGGAACCAUGUCUUAAUUACUCAUUGACCCUUUGACCCACAAACCACAUUGAUACCAGCGUACAGCCGGACACAAUUGCGUGGGGCUGCGACUGACUGCUGCUUUGUGUGCUGCUUUUACAGGAUGAUGUGAGUGAGUGAAAUCUAAACUGGGGAGCAUGUGAGUACAUUGUAUUUGUUUUCAGGGCUUCACCUUUGAGUCACUCUAAACUACCGGGGAGGGCGCUCCGUCAGCGCCGCCAGAGGCUCAGCGUUACACAGCGAACCUCAGUCAACACCAGUGCGGUUUAGGGUAUCUGGAGUUCAAACGAGCUGCUGUAAAUUAACAAAAUAUAUCAGCAUUUGGUGUGAGAUUGAUACUUUUUAAUAGCCACGGCAGC